Theileria parva strain Muguga is the source of this 1752-nucleotide messenger RNA. RefSeq lists its product as uncharacterized. The coding region runs from base 50 to 1657 and encodes 535 amino acids. The record is from RefSeq and is a predicted model, not a curated record. The transcript has a single exon. NCBI's taxonomy places the organism in Eukaryota, Apicomplexa, Aconoidasida, Piroplasmida, Theileriidae.
AAGUCAAUGUGUUUGGAGAAACCAUGAAUUAAAUUCUGAAAUUCUUUCAAUGGCUGAUAUAGACUAUUCGAACGCACAGAGAAACGACGGUGUUUUCAACAACAAGGAUGAACACCAAAGUUUGUUAAACACACCAAAAAAUAUCUCUUCCCUUUUAACAGACGAAAGGUUAAAUUGCAAAUGUGGCGCAAAAAGACACUUGAAUAAAAUAAAGAUAGAUUUAGAUCGCAAAACUAAUAUUUUACAACGUGAAAGACAAAAUCUUAGAAACAAAUAUGAAGAUUUUGAGCAGAAGCAGAGCAGAUUAGCUGAAGCCAUGAAUCAACACUCCUUCCAACAAGAACAACUUGAUUACUAUAGAGCAUACCUACAAGAUAGACAGAAUAGGAUUUCUACCCUAUACCACAAGCUUGAACUGGCUCAAGAUGACCUGAAACAAAAGAUUCAAGAGUUCCAGUCUCUGGAAAUUGAUUGUAAGAAGAAAAGAGCCGAAUAUGAAACUGGUUUAGAGAAUUUGAAACGUAGGGAGAUGAUGGUUUCUGAAACCACUGGAGCUUUAACCUCGAAAAAGGAAGAACUUGAAAAGCUAGAAAACACAAUCUUGAGACUGACUGAAAAUAUAAAAUCCCAACAAGAACAAUUUACUUUAACAAAAGAAAGGAUUCAAACGGAGCUACGUCAUCAUAACCAACGAAUCUCUGAAGAGAACGAACAAAUUGAAUCCAUUAAGAAAAGGUUAGCUGAGAAGGAGAAUGAUCUGAGAAGAGAAAGGGACAAUCUUGAGGAAACCUUGAGAUCUAAGUCGUUUGAACUGGAACGUAAAUUAAAAGAGGCUUCAGACGUUGUGGAAUACACUACAAAGCUCGCUGAUCAAAUGAAACUCAAGGAUGAGGAUUUGAAGAAACAGAAGGAGUUGAUUUCCCUUGAAUGGUCAAAAAUUAAUGAUGAGAAGCAAAACCUAAAUAUUGAGAGAAACCGAUUAAACACUCUUGAGAGAGACCUACUGACCAAGUCUAGACAAUUUGAUUUAUCACAAUCUCAACCCGAUUUAACUAUUAAUUACCCUAAUAUACUUAGUGAAUCAACACUGAGAAACAUUUCUGACGACUCUGAAAAGAAGCUUGAUCAUUUGAAACAGCCACUUUUUGAUUUUAAAAAUAAAGAAGAUGAAUUCAGUGAAUUAACGUCUCAAUUGAGAAAUAAAGAACUGGGGAUUAAAGCUAGAGAACUGGAGUUAGAAAAAUUAGAAACAAGAUUAAAUAAAAGGAAACUUGAUUUAGACUCCAGAGAGCAAAAGUUAAAUAAUCUUAAAAACGAAAUUAACAAAAUGAAUAGGGAUCUUGAUAAUAAAAAGGACAGGUACAAACAAUUAGAAUCACAAUUAAAUGAUUACAAGGAUAGAAUGACUAUGCUUUCCAUUGAAAGAAAUAGUUUAGACGGUCAAAUCGAACAGUUCAAAGCUAAGAAAAAUGCAAACCGACAACAACUAAAUACUAUAAAUCAACGAUUAUCUCUCAAACGGAAGAAAAUGGAGGAAAGUGUUAAUCAGCUUGAUAGUAAAUUUAACCAUUCUGACUUGUUAAACAAGUUAAAUUCAGUUGGUAGUAAUAAAAGGUAUAAACCAUUUUUAAUCGCAGAUGAUCAAGCUCUGAAUUAGUACACAAUUGUAACCUAUUAAAUUCAUAAAAUUAUUUUGUUUUAACAACUGUAAUAACAUUUUAAAAAUGACAAAAGUCAUUAACUAUAAUAUAC